Messenger RNA from Pongo pygmaeus (Bornean orangutan), 3776 nucleotides. RefSeq names its product RCC1 domain containing 1 (gene RCCD1). Lineage: Eukaryota; Metazoa; Chordata; Mammalia; Primates; Hominidae. The transcript is spliced from 6 exons. The record is from RefSeq and is a predicted model, not a curated record. The coding region runs from base 197 to 1354 and encodes 385 amino acids.
UAAAAGCUGCUUCCUGUUUGGGCAUGAGUCCGGCGCGUGUCCGGUUUUGAGCUGCCGCGAUCCCGGGACUGAGAUAAGGCAGCUCCAGCCCCUGGAAGGCCAGAGACUUGCCAGUGUCCCACUAGCGGGCUCUUUGCAAGAAUCUCCCCAGGCCCGCCGCAGCCAGGUGGCGGCCGGCAGAGGGCGCUGCUCGGGCAUGGCGGAGGAGCGGCCGGGGGCCUGGUUCGGCUUCGGUUUCUGCGGCUUCGGGCAGGAGCUGGGCUCCGGACGCGGGCGCCAGGUGCACAGCCCCAGUCCGCUGCGGGCGGGCGUCGACAUCUGCCGCGUGAGCGCGAGCUGGAGCUACACAGCUUUCGUGACCCGUGGAGGCCGCGUGGAGCUGUCGGGCUCAGCCAGCGGCGCGGCGGGCGGCUGCAAGGACGCGUGGGCCUCGGAGGGGCUCCUCGUGGUGCUACGCGCCCGGCCGGGGCCGGAGGCGUUACUGCAGGUCUGGGCGCCCGAAUCGGCGCUGCGUGGGGAGCCCUUGUGGGCCCAGAACGUGGUGCCCGAGGCCGAAGGGGAAGACGAUCCGGCCGGUGAGGCCCAGGCUGGGAGGCUACCCCUGCUGCCCUGCGCCUGUGCCUACGUGAGCCCGCGGGCGCCCUUCUACCGGCCUCUGGCUCCGGAGCUGCGGGCACGCCAGCUGGAGCUGGGCGCCGAGCACGCGUUGCUGCUGGAUGCUGCUGGCCAGGUGUUCUCCUGGGGCGGGGGCAGGCAUGGACAGCUGGGCCAUGGGACCCUGGAGGCAGAGCUGGAGCCACGGCUGUUGGAGGCGUUGCAGGGCCUAGUCAUGGCUGAGGUGGCCGCGGGGGGCUGGCAUUCUGUGUGUGUGAGUGAGACUGGUGAUAUUUAUAUCUGGGGCUGGAAUGAAUCAGGGCAGCUGGCCCUGCCCACCAGGAACCUGGCAGAGGAUGGAGAGACUGUCGCAAAGGACGCCACAGAACUGAAUGAAGAUGGUCCUCAGGUGAAGAGAACGGGCGGGGCUGAGGAUGGAGCCCCUGCCCCCUUCAUAGCUGUCCAGCCCUUCCCAGCAUUACUGGAUCUCCCCUUGGGCUCAGAUGCAGUCAAGGCCAGCUGUGGAUCCCGGCACACAGCUGUGGUGACACGUGAGUGGGGCUGGGAGGCACUCCGCUCCACUCGAGCUGGUGCCUAUGGAAGGGGGUGUGGUCGACGGAAAAACUUCUGUCUUAAGGCUUCUGUGGCUCAUACAGAGCAGCUACCUUGCUCCGUGGAUAAGCCCCAAGCCCCAUGUUGUUUCACAGUAGUUCCCCAGCCUGUCAGGCCCAGAAGAUUCUUCCUUCUGGUGGGAGGCUGAUGCUGUCUGUCCUCACCUGCACGGCCACAGGCACAUUCCCUGCCCGCCGCUGCCUCUGACAGCAGGGACUGUCCAGUCUGGCAUGGAAGACCGUGGCGCUCGGUAGCGUGGCACACAGGAAGAUCCACCACUUUUUCCCUCGGGACCCUCUGCCAUGCCACAUGUGAUCAGCCAGUUGUCAAGAGAAUAUGUUGUUCCACGCCAGGCAGAUCUUGUGAGGAUUGUAAUAUGCAGCUGUGGGCUGUGCCAAGCCGGGCUGGACAGAUGUCUUGCCAAAGAACUGUAGUGACAACUAUCGAUUGUCCUUUUGCUUUCAGGAACAGGGGAGCUGUACACCUGGGGCUGGGGUAAGUAAAAGGAUUGUUUUUGUGACCCUGAAACCAAGGAGAAGACAGACCUGGGAGUAUAGGGCAGGUGACAAAGCCACCAAGACUAGAGGAAGCAGGGGCCUCGGCCAGGUCACUGGGAGGAGCAGGAGUGCUCCCUCCCUGGAGUUGGAACAGACCUAGGCACACUCAGUCUGAGACCAGACAGGGGAGACAUGGAGAGGAUAUCGGUACCACCCACCUACCUCUCUGAAAGACUGUCUUAAGGGAGUAUCCAACCAGCACUUACAAAGCAGCUUUUUGUCGAUGUGACAUUGGGUGGAGAAAAAGAUUCGAUGGAAGUGUGUGCCCUGAACAUCUUAGCUUGGGUAGCAGGGAAGUCUGGAGGAGCAUCUUGCCUGGAGUGGCUGGUCGCCACUAGCCUCUUGGGGAUCCCCAAGGUUGCCUGGCUCUGGGUCUCUUGGAUUCACAGAGCAGUGGGGCAUAAUCCCAGCACUUCAUUUGAUAGUCUGGGCCCCUUCCUGGAGGGAAAGAAGCAGCAAGACCCAGUGGAGACGAUGACAAAGGGGCUGAUUUCACUUUAGGUAAAUAUGGACAGCUGGGCCACGAGGACACCACCAGCUUGGAUCGGCCCCGCCGUGUGGAAUACUUUGUAGAUAAGAAACUCCAAGUAAAGGCUGUCACCUGUGGGCCCUGGAACACCUACGUGUAUGCUGUGGAGAAAGGGAAGAGCUGAUGUGUGUAUGUAUAUGUAUAUACAACACCUGUGAAACCCCCAUUCAGGUCAAGGAAAACCAUUGCCUGCACCUCAAGGGCCCCAUAUUUGCCCCUCCCCAUCACAGUCCUGCCCUUCACCCUCAAGCACGGUCCUAAACUUGUCUGCACUUUAGAAACACCUGGAGAGCACUGAAAACUCUGCUGCCUAAGGUCAGCAUCAAUGAAAACAAUGAAGUCAAUGAAACAAUGAAAUCAGAGCCUCUAGGUGUGUGGCCUGGAUAGUGGUAGAUUCAAAGCUCCGCCUACCUCAUCCCAGGUACAUUUGAUGUGCAGCUGAGAUUGGGGCACAUUCCAGGUCAUCUUCCUUUGUCAGUCACUUCCCUGCUUUUGUUAGAAUUUUACCAUUCUUGUAUGCAGCCUUACACGACAUAGUUGUGUUUGCUUUUGAGUGUUAGGUAAAUGGAAUCCUGUGUAUGUGCUUUCGUGUCGUUUUUGUCACUCAGCAUUGUGUGAUCCAUUCUUGUUGGGUCCUGGAGUUCAUUCAUUUUUAAUGCUAUAUGGUGUUCUGUUGUAUGAAUAAUACCUCAAGUGAUACAGCCUUGUUGAUGGUCAUUUUUAUUGUUUCUGAUUUUGGUCAUUCCACAUAAUACUUGGAGCAGUCUUUUGCACAUGUGCACAAGUUCCUUUGCAGAACAUUGAGUUGAAUUGCUAAGUCAAGAGAUACCUUUAAUUUUACUAGAUAACUGUUGCCCCCAGCAGGGUGGGGUCUACUGUGGCUAAAACGUCAGGUAGAGAUGCACACUGGUUUUAAUUUGCAUUUCCCUGGAUACUGAUGAGGUUGAGUAGCUUUUCAUUUGUUUUGGAUGGCUGGGCAUGGUGGCUCACACCUGUAGUCCCGGCACUUUGGGAGGCUAAGCAGGGAGAUUGCUUGAGGCGAAGAGUUCAUAUGUUUAUCGGCCACUUGGAGUUUUUCUGUUGCGAAGUGCCUGUUCAAGUUUUCUGGCCUUUUAAAAUGUUCUGUAUUUUCCUUAGUGAUUUUUCUUUUGGAUAUUUCAGAUACAAGUCUUUUGAGAGUUAGUAUUCAGAGUAUCUUCUGCUACAAUGUAGUUUGUUUCAGUCUCUCUUGGUAUUACCAAUUUUAAUACUUAGGUGAUGCUUACUCCAUGCCAGGUUAAGGCUCAAAGUGCUUUACAAGUAUCAACUUAUUUUGAUAAAAUAAGCUUAUCAGUAGUUUUCUUUAUGGUUAAAUUGUAUUUGUGCAUGUGUGUGCCUGGUUUAGCAAAUGUUUCCCACCCAUGGGGUCUUUUUCUUUUUUAUUGUGGUAAAAUAUACUGAACAUAAAAUUUAUGUUCAAUAAAAAACAGAAAAAUUGUUUUUAA